Messenger RNA from Helianthus annuus (common sunflower), 1752 nucleotides. RefSeq lists its product as uncharacterized. Gene Ontology annotation, molecular function: DNA binding. The coding region runs from base 1 to 1752 and encodes 583 amino acids. Lineage: Eukaryota; Viridiplantae; Streptophyta; Magnoliopsida; Asterales; Asteraceae. The record is from RefSeq and is a predicted model, not a curated record. The transcript has 13 exons.
AUGUCAAUAUCAGUUGACAGUAACAAUCUUAGUUUUGUUAACGAUUUGAAUCCUGGAAAAGAUAUGUGGAAUAUGAAAGCAAGAAUUAUUCGAAAAUGGAAUCAGGGUUACAAGAUGGAUCUCAUCUUCAUUGAUGAAAAGGGUGCUAAGAUUCAAGCAGGUAUUAAGAGUCAUUUGAUACCUGUUUUUGAUGGACAGCUUCAAGAAGAUGCUGUUGUGAUUCUGUCAAAGUUUGGUGUUGGUGAGAAUAAAGAUUUAUAUAAACUAGUAGUGCAGCCUUAUAAAAUCAACUUUUAUAGACGCACAACUGUUACUCGUGUGAGAUAUUGGCAAGGUGUUGAGUAUGGUUUCAACUUCAGAGCUUAUGAAGAUAUUCUUCAAGGAGAGGCGUUAAACGCUUUGAGUGUUGAUGUUGUUGGAUCUGUGAUUUCUUGUGGAGAUCUUGAAAUCUUUUGUCGACCUCCAAAGGAGACUAAGAAAAUGAAUUUUGAUAUUGAAGACUUGGAAAUGUUGGGUAAGGUUUUGCGUUGUACUGUGUGGAAUGCUUAUGCUCUGCAAAUUAAGGACUUCAUUUCUAAAAUCCCACCUCAUGAGCAUGUGAUGGCUGUUAUACAGCAUGGAAAGUGUAAGGAAUGGAAAGGUGAAUAUACUGUUCAAAGUGAUAAGUUUGCCACACGAAUUUUUCUGAAUGAAGAAAUUGAUGAAGUUGAUAAGCUAAGAAGGAGGCAUAUACUGAAGUUUGGACAAGGGAGUGGUCCUACUUCUCAAACGAUACUAUCGUCACAGAGUGUUUUUCCAUUACAUAAAGAAUUUGUAACUGAAGGUGUGAAGAAACAUGUUGAUGAGAUUAGCGAGAUAGAAAAGGAAAUGUCUUGUGUUGUCGUUGCGACAAUUAAGAUUGUGCAAGAAGAGUAUGGUUGGUUUUAUGCUGCCUGUCGUAAGUGUUUCAAGAAGGUGAUGGGUAAAAGUGAAUACUUGGAGAAUGUUGAAAAUGUUUCAGAUGAUAUUGUUCGAUUGCCUGCGACUUCUUUGGAUGAGAGUGGUAGUGUAUCUUUUGUUAUGUUUGAUAGAGAUGUUCAGAAGCUUCUUGGAUUGGCGGCGAGUGACAUAAGAGAGAGGCAGGUUAAAGCCAAUGAUAUUGGAUUCCCUCAUGAGAUAUUUCGAUUGGUUGAUAAGAAGGCUGCUUUUAAGAUUGAUGUUUUAGAGUUCAAUCUUAAAAAUGACUAUCGUGUUUAUACGGUGCAAAAAACAUGUGAUGAUCCAGUAAUAAUUUCUGAGUUGGUUGUGGAGAUGGUUACUCAAGAGGUAGCUGACGUUAAAGAUGUUAACCUUUCAGAAUAUUCCCAGGUGUCUGCUGAACGAACUUUAAGGGAUGUUGUCUCUGUUACGGCCGACUCUUCAGCCGUUGAAGUUGAAAAGGAUUCUGGAUCAAGUCCCAAUGGAAAGCGGAUGGCUCAAGAUGCUGAUGUUGUCAACGUUGAUAUGAAUCUAUCCAAUCAAACACCAUCCUUUUUACAAUUCCUCAAUGAAGAUGAUUUUAUAUUUUUGAAUAUACCACUUGAUUUUCAGACUCUGUUGUGGGGCAAGGAGGUCCCGUAUGGGCAAAUUGUAGAGUUACUUGAUGGUGACAAAUCAUGGUUAGUAAGAGUAAGGAAGAGAGAUGAUCAUUGUAUAUUUACGGAUGGAUGGACAAAGUUUGUUAGAGAUUGUUGUUUGAAAACGAAAGAUGUUGUAUUGGUGAAAGUUAUUUGA